Molecule: messenger RNA, 1838 nt
Organism: Oryzias melastigma (Indian medaka)
Lineage: Eukaryota; Metazoa; Chordata; Actinopteri; Beloniformes; Adrianichthyidae
Product: transcription factor Adf-1
Exons: 5
Coding region: 810-1703 (297 amino acids)
Biological process (GO): regulation of transcription by RNA polymerase II
Cellular component (GO): nucleus; transcription regulator complex
Molecular function (GO): DNA binding
Source: RefSeq, a predicted model, not a curated record
AUUACACCCACCAGUGUCCAGGCUGGCUGGAAACAUUGAAAGAAGAAGAAGAAGAAGACUUUCCGCUUCCUGGCUGCUCCCCUUCGGUGCAGCCAUAAUGGUUGCAGCUGGCAAUGUUUGAAACAGCGUAUUCUCAUCAAGAUAUACUAUUUCACCGAAACAUUUUGCCGUUCCAACCAACAAGCUGACUAGAACAAACAUUUAGCGGCUCCUCGGUUAGUUUUGCGUUCGCGGUUUCUGUGUUUUAUCAUUAAAUACGACGCGGUGUUAACCAAAUAAUGCUAACGCUAAGCUAGCACAGCUGCAUCUAAACAUAACGUUUUAAUUUGCUAACGGGGCUGCUUUUAACCGGGAUUUGUGGCCGAAAUGAAGUCAUUUCUUAUAAGUGCCCAUUAAGCCUAUUUAUUUGUGUCUUGAAAGUUUUUUUAUAAUUUCAAAUACUUGUAUUGUGUGAUGCCCAAACGGCCACUGUGCUUUUGAAUUGAGCUUCACACCGUUCAGUGGAAAACAUGUGGCGCAACACUUGAGCAUUUUUCUGAGCUACGUUCACACCGCCCUCGUUGACGCGCGUUCAAAUUCAGUUCCAAAUUGAUGUCCUUGUCCUUAAAGACCCGCUCCAAUGAAACUCAUGUUUUUGGGUGGUUUUAGCAUGUUUGUGUAGUAUUUUUUUUCUCAUGCUAGGAAAAAUAUUUAAAGAAAAAUUAGAUUAAAACUGUAUGUCUUUAUGGAGUCCAAUCUUCAAUUGACUGGAAAAAGGAGUCCGUGUUGGGUUUGGAAUCAGGACCGUGCCAUCCAUUUGAAAUUUGAUUAUGGAGGAGAAAUUAAUCAUUGCGGUUUGUGCCAGACCAGAACUAUAUGACUCCAAACUAGUCAUGUAUCGGGAUAGAGCUGUCAGGAAAAAAACCUGGAAUAGUGUAUCGGAGGAGGUUGGAUUACCACCGGAUCAGUGCAGGAAAAGGUGGAAGAGUCUUCGAGACCGCUAUAUGAGGGAUAAGAGGAAGGAGUUGGAACGAAGGAACAGCUCAGAAGGAGGUCCAUGCAAAAGAUGGAAAUACUCUGCUGUCCCGUCCUUCCUGGACCCGUUCUUCUCCCCGCGGGAGAUGAGUGGGAACAUGGACUCAAGUUUGGAGGACAGAACGGGGGAGUACGAUCCCGAGGCAGAAACAGCAGCAGCAUCAUCAGCAAUCGCUGACUUUAGCGAGCCCAGCUCCCCGUUCUCAGAGCAGGAGUCUCUGCUGGGACCAGCUACUGCUUCCUCUAGCCCUUCAUCUGCUCGUGCCCGUUCCUCUUCUCCGGGCCCAUUCGCUGCAGCAGGACAUUUCUCUUCUCCAGGCCCAUCCACCGCUGCAAGACAAUCACCGUCUCCGGGUCCAUCUGCUGGUGCUGGACAAUCCCCCUCUCCAGGCCCGUUUGCUGCUGCAGGAUAUUUCUCCUCUCCAGGGUCUUCCACUGCUGCUGGAUCCAUACGAUCAAGAAAAAAGAGGAAAAGAUCUCAGGAGGAGCUUCUGAACCUAGACAGAGAGAUCCUUCGAGCUCUGCAGGCCGGGCCACCGGCUCCCCCCCCUCUACCUCCUAUGUCGGAUACUGAGCUUUUUCUCAAAAGUAUAAUUCCAAUGAUUGACGUCCUCCCUCCCGUCAGGAGAGGGGCUUUAAAGUUAAAAAUACACAGUCUUGUCUUCGAGGCAGUAUCUGAAUCAAUGUAAAUUAAUAUAUAUAUAUACUUUUUUCAUGUAUAUUGUGGGGUUGACUUUGUACAAAAUUAUAUUGUUGUGGUUUCUUAUAUGACUGACUUUAUUUUACUUUCAAUCAGGUCAAUAAAAAGUCACUUUUUAUUUAGA